AUGUCGUACACAGCCCCUCCGCAACGCAUCACCUUUGAUGGUUUUCUAUUCGAUAUGGACGGCACUAUCAUCGACUCAACUGAGGCCGUCGUCAAGCACUGGCAAACAGUCGGCAACGAAAUAGGUGUCGCACCCGAGGUUAUCCUCGAAACGUCUCACGGCCGCCGGAGUAUCGACAUCUUGAAGAUUUUGGCCCCUGAAAAAGCAAACUGGGAAUACACCCGUGAGAUGGAGGGCCGACUUCCGAAACUGUACGGCAAGGACGCCGUCGAGAUCCCGGGAGCGAGGGCACUGCUGGAUGCCCUAAUCAAGGAGAAGGCUCCCUGGGCUAUUGUCACGUCGGGAACUGAGCCCCUCGUUGGCGGAUGGCUCGAGGCCCUCGGCCUGCCCAAGCCCGAGCACCUCGUAACCGCCGAGUCCGUCGAGAACGGCAAGCCGGACCCAACCUGCUACAAGAUCGGCCGCGAAAAGCUCGGUCUGCAAGACGCGUCUAAGCAGGUUCUUGUCUUUGAGGACAGUCCGGCAGGCAUCAAGGCCGGCAAGGACGCUGGAUGCAAGGUGCUUGGCCUCGUCACAAGCCACACCGUUGAGCAGGUUGCCAGCGCCGAGCCGGACUGGAUCGUCCAAGACCUGGACUCAGUCAGGCUCAUCGAAGUCAAGGGGGGUUCCAUCACCUUGGAGUUCUCCAAUGCCCUGGUGUCGGAGGUAUCAGCUGCCUGA
Molecule: messenger RNA, 720 nt
Organism: Colletotrichum aenigma
Lineage: Eukaryota; Fungi; Ascomycota; Sordariomycetes; Glomerellales; Glomerellaceae
Gene: GPP2-0
Product: Glycerol-1-phosphate phosphohydrolase 2
Exons: 3
Coding region: 1-720 (239 amino acids)
Molecular function (GO): sugar-phosphatase activity; beta-phosphoglucomutase activity
Source: RefSeq, a predicted model, not a curated record